Messenger RNA from Branchiostoma belcheri (Belcher's lancelet), 2774 nucleotides. RefSeq names its product RING finger protein 151-like. The transcript has 3 exons. The record is from RefSeq and is a predicted model, not a curated record. Lineage: Eukaryota; Metazoa; Chordata; Leptocardii; Amphioxiformes; Branchiostomatidae. Gene Ontology annotation, molecular function: zinc ion binding. Bases 248 to 1078 code for a protein of 276 amino acids.
GUGCCAGCUGGUGCGUGUAUAUAAGGGAGGGCAUGCGCUGUGACCGGACAGCGAUCCAGGACCCCGCCUCUGUUUUGGAGAAAGUCGAGCUUCCCCCGAGGCACCCACCACUAUCCAGAGAAUCCAGAAACCCCGCCAAAAUCCACACGAACUGGUGAAGAGCUGCUAAGGUUGACUGGUGCCCUACUUCCCGUGCAUAAGUCGCACCCGCUGGAGAAGAGACAGCACGCCAGGGAGAUUCAGCAGCAUGGGGUUCGACAUCGAGAGAUUUGUUGGUACUGUGAACGAGGGGCUGCUGUGCUGCGUGUGCCGAGACGUGCUGGAAGACCCGCUUCAGGCGCCCUGCGAGCACGCCUUCUGUUCCACGUGCAUCCACGGCUGGCUGGUGCACGACAGGAUCUGCCCCGAGGACAGGCAGCCUCUCAACAUCACCCAGCUCAGGCCACUGUUCCGCUACAUGAAGAAUGACUUAGACAGGCUGCAGAUUCGCUGUAUCAACGCCCAGCACGGAUGCUCGGUCGUAUGCGAACUGGAAAACAUUUCCAAACACGAGAGAGAGUGUGGCUUCGUGUCUGUCUGCUGUCCCAACAUGGGAUGCUCCACUAUCGUGGAGCGCCGCAACCUCGAUGUGCACCUGAACAUUUGCGACUUCCGCUGUAAGGAGUGCCCGCGGGGGUGUGGCAUGCAGAUACUGAACCACGACGACGCUGAACACAACUGCAUAGCGGAGCUCCGCACGGAGGUCGAGCUCCUGCGAGCCGAGAUGAUCUGCAAGUUGGAAGACCAGCGUCGCGAGAUGGAGUCGCGUUUAGACUCGCAGCGCCGACACAUGGUCCAACGGGAGGGCCUGCUACAAGCCGAGGUCGACGACCUCAAAGGACAGGUGACCCGCAUCAUGCAAGAGAUGCGCUCGCUGAUGGAAAUCGAGCGGCAGCGGCGGCAGGACCUGGAACGGGCGGAGCUCGAGAAGCGGGAGCUCGUCGAGCUUAUCAAAGGUAUCCCACGGGAGGGGUCAGAAAGCAUCAAGAGCGUUACCUGUAGUCGAUGCAAGAGAAGCGAGAGGAUAACUAUUAUAUAAGAUGUCCAUGACAAGUUGUUGACAUGAGGAGGCCGUAUGAUGUGGUACCAAUAAAAAUGUCACGUGAUCUACCCAUGCUGGUCGGUGCUAGUUCUGUCCACAGUGGACCGGGAGAGGGCCAGGCCAGGACAACUCUUUGGUUGACAUUUCUACAAUGGAAAAUUAGAGGUCUUAACCUUCAGCACACUGAAGCAUCCAUUUGGCUACAAAUUCUUUAAAACUAAUAAUUUUUAAUUUGUGUACAUUUUUAUGUCCCAUAAUGACAUCAUUUGAUACCAGUUUCCUUUUGCUGGGUAAUUUACAUGUAGUUAAACUUAUUUCAGCCUAGCUAUUAUCUUUGUCAAGUGAAACAGGGCCAAAAUGGAAGGCAAUUCAGGUUUAUGAAUAAUCUUCCUUUCUUGUAUUCUUCAAUAUCUCAAGUGGGUGUUGCCAUCCUUAAAAAGUAUUUUGGUAAGGCCAGAAUGUUUUAGUUCAUGUUUAAGUUAUUAUCACAGAGGUGCAAGCCCAUGUGUAAUAUUAAUAUCAUAUAGAGAAAAAGCUAAGACAUGGUAAUAUCAGAGAGGCACAAAAUAGUAUAUACACGUGCCUUAUAGUGAUGUACUGUGAAACAUACUUGUAAAAAUUUACUCUCAUCCAAGUUUGAUAGUAAAAUGUAAGUACGUUUUAGAAGUAAACUUUUUAAUCAAGCAUCAUUUUUAUUUUUCAGCCUUUUGAAUGACAAGAUGUGUUACAUGUGUAAGCUUGGAUGUAGCACAAGUUUCUCAUGUGAAUUUUUAUUACUCUAUGGGAGUAAUAAAGAUGUAGCACUUAUAUGUGUUAUAUGAACAAGGUCUGAAUAACAGGAUUGACCAGGACUUAAACACUAAAUUUAAAGCACGUGUGUAAAAAGGAGGAGACAGUGAUUAUACUUGUAUAGAAUAGAGUUGGAGAAUACUAGCAUGGCUCAAAAUAUAGACUAAAAAAACAAUAAUAAUGUUUGGCUAACACUACAUAUAAUGGUGCAAUCUCUUGCAUGUUUUAUUGUAAAACAGUUGCACAAAGCAUAUACCAAUCCUUAAACUCAUCCACUGCCACAAGACUCAAGAGCAGUGGGAGAACAAUUGUGUUCCAGUUGCUGUUAGGGCUAAGGCAUGUAUGAAAACACAACAGUUACAACUCUGCAGGAAUGCCGUAGCAAACCGUAGUGCCUUUUACAAUGUGUUGAUACAGAUGACAAAAAUAGAUGGCUUCACAAACAAUUGUUGGAUACAAAAAUUCACAAGUGACUUUUGUGACAGGUCUGCAUGUUACUAGAAACCUCAGGUGGUUCAAGAACUAUAAUGUGGUCUAAUCAUGCCACCUAGCAGAAUGUUACAGAACUGCAUUGAGCUGUUCCUAUAUCACCAGUUGGCAGGACACUGUACCUUGUACCAGUUAGGCUUUGAUCUGCUCAGAUACCUUGGUGCUUCAUGUCAAAUGAAUACAGUAUACAUGAUUCAUUGUCACUUUGUGAAAAUAAAUAUUAGUAUUUAUGAUUCAUAAUACUGUUAACACCAUUACAACAUGAAUAUUCUGUUCAAUUACAAUUUUAACUCUUGUACCUUGUUAGAAGUAUCUAGCAUCCUUCUUAUCAUUUAUAAGGUGCUUUUUUAAAUCUUUUGUACUGUCAGUUAUCAAGAAACUAAACAUAAUUGUGCUUCUGCCAGUUUAAUCACUA